Messenger RNA from Entrophospora candida, 1800 nucleotides. NCBI's taxonomy places the organism in Eukaryota, Fungi, Glomeromycota, Glomeromycetes, Entrophosporales, Entrophosporaceae. The record is from the annotation of a GenBank genome assembly.
AUGUCCACUUUACAUUUAACCAAUUCACCAACAGAAGUAGGCUGUUCAAUUCCUCCAAACACACCACAUGCUAUAUCAGUAAAUUUACCAAACUGGCAAGAUAACGUUGAUUAUGAAGAAGGUCAUGAAAGAUUAAUUUCUCGGUUAUCAACUGGAUAUCCAAGGUUUUUCAUACAUAAUCAAAUAAAAAAAUUAAUUUCAAUAUGUGAACAAAAAUUUGCAAAACCAACAGAAUCAUGUUUAUUGUUUCCCAGUCGUAAAGUAGCUCAACGUUGUAAAAAUUUUAUUCAAAUGAAUUACAAGUCUUCAUCAUCAACAUCAUCGAACGUACGCCUAGCAGAAAUUACAAUUAUACCACCAGAACAAAUCAAAUCAUCAUCAUUUCAACAAGGUAUUAAAACAUUACAUGUUGUAUUGUUUCCAAAAGAUGCAUUUAAAAUUGGAAAAUCAUACUGGCAACAUACAGGAGAAGGUAUAACUUCAAGAAUGGCAGAAUAUGUUUUAUACAUUAUGCAAAUAAAAAAAGACGAGCAAAAAUAUUCGGAUUGUGGUGAUGGCGAUGAAACUGUUCGUAAAAGACGUCCAUCAUUUCAAAAUCAUGAAUCAAAGCUAUCCAAACAAUCAGUUGUAGUUGAAGAGAAUUAUUAUGUAGAAGAACGUUAUGGUCGAAAUCUCCCAGUAUUAUUUGCUGAUAAAGCAAAGUUAGCAUUGAAACGUAGAAUUGUAGGAGUUCUUGAUACUGAAUCAAAUAAAAACAAUGAUUUGGAUGAUGUUAUAUCAAAACCUAUCGAGCCAAAUGCUUCUUUAACAGCACGUGGUGUUAAAGGUGUCACGGAAGAUGACGUGUUUCUUUUUCCAUGUGGAAUGGCUUCUAUUUUUCACGCUCAUCGUUAUUUAUUGCAAGCUUUCCCACCAAAAAAAAGUAUUUGUUAUAGUUUUCCAUAUACGGACACAUUAAAAAUUUUAGAAAAAUUUGGUCCAGGGUGUUAUUUUUAUGGCAAUGGAACUUCAGAAGAUAUAGACGAGAUUGAGAAAUUAUUGGAGUCUGGUGAUGAGCAAAUCCUUGGACUAUUUUGUGAAUUCCCAUCAAAUCCUCUAUUAAAAUCACCAGAUCUAAAAAGACUUCGAGCACUUGCAGACAAAUAUGAUUUUCUAAUUGUUUUAGAUGAAACAAUUGGAAAUUUUGUUAAUGUUGAAGUAUUACAAUGGGUUGAUAUUUUGGUUUCUAGUUUGACUAAAGUUUUUAGUGGUGAUAGCAAUGUGAUGGGUGGAGGACUUAUCAUUAAUCCUCAAAGAAAACAUUAUCAGAAAUUGAAACAAGUUAUAAAAGAUGAUUACGAAGACCUUGUUUGGAGUGAAGAUGCUGUUUUUCUAGAGCGUAAUUCAAGAACAUUUAGAGAACGUAUUAUAAAGAUAAACGAGAAUGCAGAAAAACUAUGUGAUUUUUUAAUUAAAAGUCCCAAAGUGAAAAAAUUAUAUUAUCCAAAAUACAUUACACCCGAUAUUUAUAAUCAAUAUAAAAGAAAAAAUGGUGGUUACGGAGGAUUAUUUUCGGUGACAUUCCAUUCUGAACUUGCAUCAAAACAAUUCUUUGAUGCCAUACCUAUAGCAAAAGGACCAUCACUUGGUACCAAUUUUACAUUGGCAUGUCCAUACACGAUUCUAGCACAUUAUUUAGAAUUAGACUGGGCAUCGAAAUAUGGAGUUGAAGCAGGAUUAAUUAGAAUUAGUGUUGGUUUGGAGGAUAUUGAUGUUUUGUUGGCUGGAAUGCAAAAAGGACUUGAUGCCAUAAGUGAUUGA